Messenger RNA from Cololabis saira (Pacific saury), 7400 nucleotides. Its product is annotated as leucine-rich repeat and fibronectin type-III domain-containing protein 2-like. The record is from RefSeq and is a predicted model, not a curated record. Gene Ontology annotation, molecular function: protein binding. Bases 737 to 3100 code for a protein of 787 amino acids. The transcript has 6 exons. Gene Ontology annotation, cellular component: cell surface; postsynaptic density membrane. NCBI's taxonomy places the organism in Eukaryota, Metazoa, Chordata, Actinopteri, Beloniformes, Belonidae.
UUUACUGAAAAAAAAAAAACAAGGACAAAACUUUUCCUUUUGGAUUUACAGAUUUCUCCUAAGCAAGUGUUUGGAGCCUAUGGACAUUAAUAACUCCGGCACCGGCGGGGACUAAAAAACAGCCAUAUGCCAUGUAGAGACGCUCCUGCUGGAAAUACACGGACUAGCGCCACGCAGCAGCAGCAGCAGAGCUGCUUAUUCCGCUGAGGGGAAACUAUCAAAAUGCUGCGAAGCUCUGUGUGACAAGCUCGGUUUCUCUCUGUAGAAAAUCUGCUGGAGGAAAAAGACGAGAGAGGAGAAGAAGCGAUAUGCGUCUGUGCAGCCGACUGGCUUUUCUGGCCGUUCUGGUGGAUGAAUAGGAGGAAGAGUCUGUAUAGCCUCGAACCUGCACACGGGAGCGGACUGUUUAAAGCCCGCAGUGGCUUUAAAACCGAUGGACAAUCUCCCAUAGAUGCAGGUGAAAGAAUGAGCUGCUGAGGUGGGGGACAUCUUCCUCAGCACGGACGCUGCAGCAGUCUUCUGUAAAAGGAGGAGCAACACUUCAGAUUCUUUGUUGCCUGCAGGAGGCACUCAAGGUGGUGUGUUUGAACUUAAAUCGGUUUGAAUGUUUGACCUGGAGGUUUAUCCGAGGGACCAUAUGGCACAACUACCUACAAUAUAGACAGCACAAGGGUUAAGAAGGCAAAGCAGCAGCUCCAACGCCUGAGGAUCCUCAUUCCCCUUCAUAUGAGGUAACAUGGACAAAGUGGUCACCUGUCUCCUGCUUCUGGGAACUGCAAUUGGAAUUGUCCAUGCAUGUCCCAAAUACUGUGUCUGCCAGAACCUCUCAGAGUCACUGGGCACACUAUGCCCCUCCAAGGGCCUGCUCUUUGUGCCCCCUGACAUCGAUCGGCGAACUGUGGAGCUCCGGCUUGGUGGAAAUUUCAUCCUCAAGAUCACCACGCAGGACUUUGCCAAUAUGACAGGUCUAGUGGAUCUCACUUUGUCCCGCAACACUAUCGGUACCAUCCAGCCUUUCUCUUUCAUUGACCUCGAAACAUUGAGAUCCCUGCACAUGGACACGAAUCGGUUGACUGAACUGGGACCAGAUGACCUCAGAGGACUGAUAAACCUGCAGCACCUGAUCCUAAACAAUAAUCAGCUCAAUCAAAUCUCAAAAACUGCCUUCGAUGACUUGAUACUGACACUGGAAGAUCUAGAUUUGUCAUACAACAACUUGCGCAGUGUGCCUUGGGAAGCCGUCCGCAAGAUGGUUAACCUACACCAGAUUAGUCUGGACCAUAACCUCAUCUCCUUCAUUGCUGAAUCGACUUUCACAGACCUGGAUAAACUGGCUCGCUUAGACCUUACUUCCAACCGCCUCCAGAAGCUCCCUCCAGACCCCAUAUUUGCACGCUCCCAGAGUAGUAUGCUGAUGAGCACUCCUUAUGAACCUCACCUCUCUCUUAGCUUUGGUGGAAACCCAUUGCAUUGCAACUGUGAGGUACUUUGGAUGCGAAGGCUGGAACGUGACGAUGAUAUGGAAACUUGUGCUUCUCCUAACAAUCUAAAGGGACGCUACUUUUGGUCUGUUCGUGAGGAGGAGUUUGUUUGUGAACCCCCUUUGAUAACACAACAUACUCACAAGUUGUUAGUGCUGGAGGGCCAAACAGCUAGCCUGCGCUGCAAAGCUAUUGGAGAUCCAAUGCCAACUGUGCAUUGGGUUGCACCGGACGACCGUUUGAUCAGCAACUCCUCCAGAGCUACUGUAUAUGAAAAUGGCACCCUGGACAUAGGGAUUACCACAUCAAACGACUAUGGCACUUUUACUUGCAUAGCUGCUAAUGCUGCAGGGGAAUCCACAGCUUCCAUUGAGCUAUCAAUCAUACAACUCCCCCAUAUAACUAACAAUACAAAUCGUACCACACAAACAAAAUCAGGACUUUCAGACAUCACUAGCUCUACCAAGAGCAGAGGGGAGCCUAAAAGUCUUCCAGAGAAGGUGGUGGCUGUGUCAGAAGUGACUGCUAUCUCUGCUCUUAUCAAAUGGACUGUCAGCAAAUCAACUCCAAAGGUUAAAAUGUUCCAGCUUCAGUACAACUGCUCUGAAGAUGAAGUACUCGUUUACAGGAUGAUUCCUAGGACUAACAGGGCCUUCGUAGUGACAAAUCUUGUCCCAGGAAUGCAGUAUGACCUGUGUGUCUUGGCCAUUUGGGAUGACACCGCCACUACUCUCACUGCCACCAACAUUGUGGGCUGUGUCCAAUUUAUCACCAGGGAGGACUACCCACAGUGCCAAUCUCUUCACAGUGGCUUCAUGGGCAGUACCAUGAUCCUGGUCAUCGGCGGUAUCAUUGUGGCCACGCUGCUGGUGUUCAUCAUCAUCCUCAUGGUUCGCUAUAAGGUCACCAAUGGAAUUCCAACCAGUAAAUUACCUACUGUGAGUAACACAUACUCACAGACCAAUGGAGGAGUGAACAGGUUCAACGGCGCACCGCCACAGGUGAAGUCCACAGUGGUGGUUAUGCGUGAAGAAAUGGUAGAGUUCAAGUGUGGUUCUCUUCAGAGCAGCCUCUCCUCGUCCUCCUCCUCCUCUAACUCAAUAGACAGCCAACCAGCGAGAAUGGUUGGCGACCGCUACAGUGUUCAGGGCAGUGAAUGCAGCACCUUGCCCAGCAGCAAGUUCAUGAAACACGUACACACUGCGAAAGCACAACAGAGCCUGGACCACCUUUUAGGGGCCUUCACCUCACUAGAGCUACGACGGGUAGCCAAGGAACCCCAAGGGGCCUCUGGCCCCUCUUCCACUCCCAAUGCCAUGACAAUAGUUCCUGCGGUGCCACCAUCUGACAAAGAACCCCUUCUCGGGAGAGCUGACUCCACAACCAUGCUAGGUCGUCUCCUGGGAUAUCCCCAGGAGGGAAAGCCCAAGAGGAGCCAUUCAUUUGACAUGGGUCAUGUAGCGGUGGCACAGUGCCGAAGCAGCCAACCUCGCAGGAUCAGUAACAUCUGGACUAAGCGUAGUCUGUCUGUUAACGGCAUGCUGCUGCAGUGCGAUGACAGCGAGGACGAGAAGCCCUCCUUUGAGAGCUCAGAGUGGGUGAUGGAGAGCACAGUUUGAGUAAAGCCCACAUAUGUGAUCUCUGGCCAAAUAAUCAACUGUUUUCUUGAAACAGACACGUGAACAUAGAAGGAAAAGGACUCUUAAGGGAAGCUGCCUUUGAGUACUAUGUGAACUUUGCCCAUGUGAAUACUGUUAUAAUGACGAUGUGAGAAACGACACAAUCAGCUAUUACUCUUGGCCAUGGUCAAAACUGUCUGACAGUGUUUACUACAUUUGAAAAAUUGUCCAUUUUAAAACAUCUGCAGAAAUAGCUAUUAUGAAAAGGCUUCUGAUCUGCAUUCAAAAAUAAAUGUGUAAAGUGUAUUUACUACAUCUUGACCAAACUCUAGGAGGAGCUGCUUCAAUUCCUGGACACUGGAAUAUCAUGUUAUGGACCUUUCACAUAACAUUGGACUACUGCGACAGUAGACAGCGGGACCAGAGGAGUUGAUACAGUAGAAAAUUGAAAAAAAAAAACAAAGUCAUUUUUAUUUUCAUCUGGGUUUUUCUAUCAUUUUUACUAUUUAUUAUUUGAGUUGAUUCAUCAGAAGACAGAGGCAUAGCUCUGUAAUGAGAUUGUAGUUGUUGUUGAUAAUCAAAAACAGACAAAUUUUAAUCAUUAAAUAUAUCAAUGCCCUUAAUAUGAUUUACUCUGAACCCCAAGAGCCAGUCUUAUAUUUCUACCUCAGGUGAUGUUUGAUAUGAGGUUGUUCAUAUGUGACAGUAAAAUGAAAAUACAUCAAAUGCUCUGUACAUGGAACACAAGUUUUUACUUUGAACUUGUUCUCAAAUGUUUCAGAGAACUAAUUGUUGUCCAAUCAGUACAAUCCUGUAAUUGUCCAGCUCAGAGUGAAAUCCUGCAGUUUGAGUUCUUUGAUUAUCUCCCCAUUGGUCGGUUCUGGUGACAGCGGUCCCUUCGGGCUGAAGGGCCACUGAUGUAAACAGUGUUAGCCUCAGGGUGAGGUUUCAGAUGCUAUCAGUUCAUAUUACUGUAUCCAGACACAAAUGGUGUUUGAAAUCUAUCAAGCCUACUUAAUCGUUUCCCCAGAGCAGCCAACACCAAGAUUUAUCACCAGAUUGUGAUUCCCUACAGGCAACACAAACAAGAGAGCAUGAUAAUUACUCAUUUACCCAGGUUAAAUGGAGGAAUUUGUCAUUUAGUAGCUGGAUAAAGGUUAUUGUGCUGCUUGUGAGAAGCUGUCAGGCAGAGAAAAAGGGGAGAGGGAUGUCUUAUUUUGAGCCAAUAAACUGAGAAGUCUGGAAAUCUAUUUCACCAGAUUGCAUGAUACAGAACCUUUUUUGGGAUUAUCUGUCAUUUGACUUGCAUCACCAGAGGAACAGUCCAUCCAUCAUUCUUAUUCAUACAGGGCUGUGCAUUGCAGUAAGACACAUUUAGUCACUGUUCAGAGCACUGCCUGCAAUUAUUUGCAACCCGCCUGCAUUUUAAUGCCUUUUUCUUGAGAUUGAGAUUGCAGCAUUUCAAAAUGUGGGUUGGUCAUCAUUUUCCUUUAAACUGCUUUCCUCCUACAGUAGGUGUACCGUUCUGUAUAUUGGCAUUUUUUUUAGUACAAUAAUUGAGUGAGACUGUAACAGAAAUGGGGGUAAAACUGUGCAGUGGUACUUUUAUUUUCAUGUGAAGCAAACAGUGAGAAGGUGCUUUACUGUGGUGUACCAACAUGGUCGUUGUUAGUUGGCUUAAUGAAAUGGGAUUUUACACGGUACUGCAAGCGGGGAGAGGGGAGCUGAGAUUUCUCACAGGGUUGAAACACUCAGUUGACUAAAAUAUUUGCUCACUAAUUCCUAAUGAUGCUUCUUCAUAAAAGUAGACUUGGUUUAUGCUUGAGGUUCCAAAUGCGGAUGCUUUUUGGUCACGCCACAAAGCCACAUGUUGACAUGUUCUUACAUCUUUUUAUUUUGACUCCCUCUGAUAAGUAGCAUCCAAUAUAUGCAUUAAUACUGAUAUCUAUGAACAUUUAUCUGACACGCCACAUCAGUCAGGUGAAUGUGUCUACAUGUAGCCUAUACAAGAAGAAUUGAGUCAUAUUCAAAUCACUUCCAUUCAACCAUUUAACCAUUUUCAUUGCGUUGUACUGUUAAUAUAAAAUAAUGCAGGAAAAUAACUUAUGCUAUAUGAAAUUAUAGUACAAGAAAAAAACUUGCGUUAACCCGUAAACAGAAGUAUGUAUUUUUUGAUAAACAUUCACAGUUACAAUACUUAAAGAAAAAGUUUAUUAGCAUUUGCUGUCUCAUCUUGCACAUAACCUAGUGGGACUUCGCAUAGAGACACUUUCUGUGUCAGUCAGUACGUUUACAUGCACUAACACAAAUUUGAAUUGUUGCCUUAAUCCGACUGAUACCGAAGUUUUAAAAGCCAUGUAUCAACCUUAACUGCACUGUAGUUGAACCAAACUGAAGCUGUUGAGAUCGAGCUUUUAAUGCCAGAUAAUGCGUCCUAAUCUGAGUUAUUGUGGCAUGUAUACGCAACCCAAGAUUAGCCGAGCUAGUGACUGUCCCAGGACUCCCCCUUCCGGAAGUGACGAGCCGCAGGAGCUAAAAUAAUAACAGUCACGCCGUCAAAACCACGUGGUAACAGAAGAAGAAGAGCAAGACUUUGCGCGCCUAUUCCCUGCAACGUGAUCAGGCUUAGUAUGUACGAAAUUUACCAAGCUGAUGCAUCGUUAGCGUCCAUUUUUUCGCAUGUUGUCCUCCUUCGCAAUUGUUUACUAAUUGUACUGGAAAAAUGCCAACGCAAAAGUACGUGUGGCGCUGCGGAGUCGAACGCAUCUCAAUCAAUAAUUCGAUUGUCCAAGUAUACAUGUGCAAUGUAUACUUGGAUUUUUUCGGAAAAUACAGUUUAAUCCUUAGCUAGAUUGUAACCAAUAGCUUGUUUUAGAUGUGCAUGUAACCACACUGACUGUCCAUACCUCGUGGCAGAGAACGUAACCAACAGUAAUCAUUUAUCACAGUACCCAAAUUCAUGCUAAGUGCAUUGUGGUUACUCUACAACACAUUAUUCAUCAUCAUUUUUUGUUAUAGCAAAAAAAAUUGACAUUCAACUUGGAAAAAUGUAUGCAUUUAGAAUGGUAACAUCACGUUCUGGAAGGAACAGAGUCCCUGGAGUUGCUUGUGAACAUUAUAGACAAUGCAUUUGAUUCUACAGGAAGCCAGAGGCAGCUUUCCAUUUUUCGAGAGCAUAUAGCCACAUUCUCUCUUGAGCUUGAACUAAUUUUCCAUAUUGACACAUUUGAGAUAAGACUUUUUUUCAUCCCAAUUGUGGAAGAUUUCACCGUUACAAUACCAGUAAAAAUGAAAUAUCACAGCAUGAUAAAAUAUGAAAAAUAGACACUAUACAUGUCUAAUAAUAUAAAAAGUAUAUACUUUGAAAAAGAAAAUUAGUACCAUAUGAGGAUCAAUGAGGGCCAUAAAUGAGUGAAAAUACUGCUCAUCUCCGCUCUCAUUAGGACAGACAUUAUCAACUAUAAUUAUUAUAAAGAUAAAGGCGUAAAGGUGUAUCUUUUCACUAACCAAAGGCACUACCAAAUAAUUGAGCAGUCAGUAACCCAUUCUUUUUUUUUUGCACAGUCCUAAUGUAUGAAAGUACUGUAGUUUCAAGAAAUUUCUUGUUUUUCAUUUUAAGAUGAAUUAUUUAAUACUUGUUUAAAUAUACUUUUUUCUCACUAAAUGAAUGUUUGAGGUGUCACAAUAGAGGGUUUUUUUUAUCUCUUGCCAAAUACUAAGGAAUUCAAACUCAUAUAAUGUCAUCUCAACUAAGUUAGGUCCAAUAAGAACUUCUAAUUUCAUCAUUUGACUCGUGCUAAAUUAUACAUUCCCCCAGAAUUGUUCAAAUAACUCAUUUGAAGUUAUAAACUGAAAUGUCACCACAUUUAUUCCUCAGUUCAAUAUUCCUCAGUUCAACAUUUUCAUGGUCCUAUGAUCCAGUGGCAUUACAUAAAAUAAUUUUGUCAUUAAUUCUUUGCUAACUGAUUGAAAUAAAAAAGUAAAAACUAUGAAAAGCCAUGACUUGUAAAACCCCCUUGUUGUCCAAAUCCCACCAGAGGAACAUCAGUGAGCAAGUAUUUUAAGUCUUUGAAUGAAGCAACCCUUUAACCUCUCUGCUUGUAACGUCAAGUAUCAUCCUCCUCCACUACGCUAACUAACACUAUGAAUUUAAGUGUGUACUUGAUUCAAUGUAGACAUGAUUCUCACCUGAGGUUCUAGGACAAAAAAAACAAACAAAAAAAAACACAACAAAUGUUUCUGUGUGACUACAUUUUGCUACAAAAGAAUAUAAAAUAUGAAUUAAUUCCUAUGAACUAAA